Messenger RNA from Glarea lozoyensis ATCC 20868, 1932 nucleotides. RefSeq names its product MFS general substrate transporter. The record is from RefSeq and is a predicted model, not a curated record. Lineage: Eukaryota; Fungi; Ascomycota; Leotiomycetes; Helotiales; Helotiaceae. Bases 1 to 1932 code for a protein of 643 amino acids. Gene Ontology annotation, molecular function: siderophore-iron transmembrane transporter activity. The transcript has 5 exons. Gene Ontology annotation, biological process: siderophore transmembrane transport.
AUGGCCGGCUCAAAACCCAUCAUCAGAUUAGAUCGCAACAUCGUCAACCACCACACACGUGGGAAUACAAGAUCGAUGGAUUCGUCACGCGUUCUCGAGCCUUCCUCUCAAGAUGGAUUGCAGAAAGACGUGCAAUUCUCAGAAGGUCACGAUGCGGAAUCCGAGAGCAGUGGCCAUUCCACGUCUGCUAGUGCUCAAGCGGGUGUGAAGAAUAUCGAAGCGGUUUCUAUGACAUGGACGAAAUGGGGGUUGAUCGCUGCUUAUGCUAGUAUCUUUUUAAUGGCUUUUACGACUUCCCUCGAGGGCCAGGUCGUGCAAUCACUUUCCGUGUUUGCUACUAGUUCGUUCAAAAGCCAUUCUCUGAUUUCCACGGUUUAUGUUGUGCAGGGUGUUGUAAAUGCUGUAAUCAAACCACCAAUGGCCAAAGUCGCAGAUGUGUUCGGCCGUCUAGAGGCAUUUACCUUCAGCGUCUUCCUGUACAUCCUAGGCUACAUCCAGAUGGCCACCUCCAACAACGUAGAAUCGUUCGCAGCAGCGCAGAUCUUCUACUCGGCAGGCUCAACCGGACUCCAGAUUCUCCAACAAAUAUUCAUUGCGGAUACGAGUGAUCUUCUGAACCGUGCUCUGUGGUCAAGUUUACCGGAUAUUCCGUUCUUGAUCACGGUGUGGAUUGGUUCUAUUAUCGGAAAUGCAAUUCUGAAUACGACGACUUGGAGAUGGGGGUAUGGGAUGUGGACGAUUAUAAUUCCCGCUAUGUUCCUACCGUUGGCAUUGACUUUGUUCAUCAACGGUCGAAAAGCCAAGAGAUUAGGUCUCACAUCUCCAGGACCAUGGAAAGGACUUGGGCCUCUCCGAGUCAUCAAGGAUUUGUUUUUCGAGCUUGAUCUAGGAGGCAUCAUACUCCUCAGUGCGGCAUUUGCUUUAAUACUGGUUCCUCUCACUAUUGCAACCAGAGCAUCAGGAGGAUGGGGAAAUGGGAGCAUCAUUGCUAUGAUUGUUCUCGGAUUCAUCUGCUUCAUCGCUUUUCCUAUCUGGGAGUCUACAAAGAAGCUUUCUCCAAAACCUCUCAUUCCGCUAUAUCUCCUCAAAUCUCGCACGUUCAGCGCAGGUUGUGGAGUUGGCUUCUUCUACUUCAUGGUAUUCUACCUAUCAGUCCAACCAUACUUCUACUCCUACCUCCUCGUUGUCCAAAACAAAUCCGUCACCGCAGCAGGUCACAUAACCCAAACCUUCUCCUUCACCAGCACCGUCGCUUCAAUCAUCAUCUCCUUCAUAAUCAAAUACACCAAAUACUACAAACCCUUCGUCGUCGCCGGCUCGCUCAUAUACCUCAUGGGUAUUGGUCUUAUGAUUCGAUACCGCUCCAUCGGCGCAUCAACCGGCUCCAUAGUCGGCACGCAAAUCGCAGUCGGUAUAGGUGGUGGAAUGUUAAACGUCCCAGCCCAGAUCGGAGUCCAAGCCUCAACAGACCAUCAACACGUCGCAAUCGCCACUGCCGUCUUCCUAACUUGCGUCGAGCUCGGCGGGGCCGUCGGAUCCGCCAUCUCAGGCGCCGUGUGGUCUCGAAACAUCCCUACAAAACUAAACGCCUACCUACCCGUCGAGAAUCGCGUCAACGCGACAGCAAUCUACAACAACAUCAAUCUAGCGCUCGAUUAUCCCGUGGGUACUCCGGCGCGCGAUGCGAUCAACCAGGCGUACCAGGAGACGAUGCAUAUCCUGCUCAUUAUCGCGGUUUGUGUCACGGUUCCGUUGAUCUUGCUCUCGCUGCUGAUGCGGAAUUACAAGCUGGAUGAGAUGAAGCAGCAGGUUAAAGGUAGGGUUAUUGGUGGGAGGAUUGAGACGGGGAGUGAUGGGGUGAGGAAGCAGAGUGUUAGGAGACGGUGGUGGAAGUGGAGGGGGUCGAGGGAGAGUGCACCGGCGCAGAUUUGA